AUACAUACAGCCACUACACUGGCCCUAAUACGCUUCCGUAGUAUCUGGACAUUAACCGAUACAAAGCCAAACGAUCUCUGAACUGAUGUGUAUAAUCUCAGAUCAGUCAUCGAAACGGAAAUAGUGUCAAGUCGCCGACCUGGCUUAUAUAAACAUCGAACAGGAUUUUCCGACUGGUCUGUAUGAAGGAGUAGGGAUUCAGAGGAAGACACGCCGACAGCCUAUCAUCUGUACGCACAACAAACAUGAAUCGGCAGUUGUAUACGAAGCUUGUUCAGAGGGCGGUGUCUGACCCAGUCGUACGCUCAGGCAUGAAGUUAUCAAAGAGGCUGAACUUGUUUCAGGCAAUAGCAGCACGACCCAUGGCGCCACGUGAACUUGCUACUGAGCUACACAUGAAGGACAGGUUCGUAUGGGAGCUAAGCCAGGCGAUGAUGGCAUCAGGCGUUAUUGAGAUGAAUAAAGGGGGAAACUUGUCCAUACCGACCGACUGCACUGAGAUUUUGUUAUCGGCGACUGAUAAAGCUGAGUGGGAACCCAACCUUCUAAAGACACUACCUAUCCUUGAGCAAUGUUUUCCGGAGAGUGGAAAACCUGGUUACACCCUUGAUGAAGCACCGUUCGUAUUGGAUCUGGUAAAUCAAGUUCGAUCCCCGUACACAGCCAAACUUGUAGAUGGGCUCAUACAAAAUAUGGAAAUCUACCAUCCAGAUUCAAAAAACCUAAGAAAUAUUCUGGAUGUUGGAUGUGGAACAGGAAGUAUUACCAUUCCUCUGGCCAGAGGCAUGCCGGGAGUGAAUGUUAUCGGAUGUGAUACAUCAGAUAAAGCCAUAUUGGCCGCGUCAAAAUCUUCGGUAAGAGAUAGUAAUCUAUCAUUCGUUAAAGUAGACGGCGAGAGAUACCAAGAGGAUUGGAUGAAAAAGUUUGAUGUAGUCGUCCUGUUUGAUGUUCUUCAUGACCUUCCACACCCCGAGAAGACCAUGACGGAAAUUAAAAAAGUGUUGAAGGACGACGGAAUCAUGGUUAUCCUUGACCCAGAUGUCAGUAGCGAUCCAAUGAAAAACAUUGGAAACCUUCACGCCGCCAAUGCGCUGACAUUCAGCUCAUUCUACUGUGUCCCCAGCAGCUGUUGCCAUGAGCACAGUGCCGCUUUAGGUAUCAGCUGGGGUAGUGAGAAUAAGGAGCGGUUCCUGAACGAGCUGGGGUUGACCGUUCGGAAUAGGAUUUCACUACUAAAUAGCAUGUUCUUUCAUACAUUUGUCUGCGUUAAAACCUCUUCGAUAGCAGGCGGAAAGAAAAAGUAAAGACCAUGCAGUCUCUAAAAUUUCUUACCGGUAAUUAGCUGAUGAAACAGUUAACACAAUGUUAUAAUAGCUGUCCAUUUUCUCUCGAAUAUUACAUGUAUUCUUGUUAUACCCAACUCGAUGAUAUUACACCGGUAAAUAAUCGCCACCUUAAAUUUGUAUGCUAACAGAGGUGACUUGCAAGAGGACCAAUUCACCGCAAAUAUAUGUAGCACACAUACAGGACUCUAAUGAGAAUAUUUAAAUGUAUACAUAUGUUGAUGAUAAUUAACAGAUAUAAGUAUUUUGAGCACUUCAUAGUCUUUGUUACGUAUAUGCAUUAGCAGGUUUCAUUGUUUUACAUUGAUACGUCUGACUAAUGAAAGUAAUAUGCAUACUAUAUACAUUUACUUGUUUAUGAUAAUAAAGAUCCUGCCAAUGUUUAGUA
Messenger RNA from Pecten maximus, 1731 nucleotides. RefSeq lists its product as uncharacterized. Lineage: Eukaryota; Metazoa; Mollusca; Bivalvia; Pectinida; Pectinidae. The coding region runs from base 246 to 1304 and encodes 352 amino acids. The transcript is spliced from 6 exons. The record is from RefSeq and is a predicted model, not a curated record.